AUGUCUGGUACAGUUAAGGCUCUGUUAGAACAGCUCAAAAAGAAGCUGUGGAGAUGCAGAGUGGCUGCAAGCCUGUCUAGAGUCAGCCCCUGGUACUUCAUGUCUAAAUGAGGUAGAAGAGGAAGGGGUUGAACUGCAGGAGGAGCUUGCAAUGGAGGAGGGUACAGGUUGUUAUCCUCCAACAAUUAAGGGGCCAGUGCAGGAAUAAAAUUUUGAUGAGCGUGAGGCAAGGACAAAAAGAUCCUGGGAGACUUUUUCACCAUCUUCAAUAAGCAAGAAGAGGCAGUGGAAACAAAGCAGGAAAUCUGAACAAAAGAAGAAGAAUAAAGAGGCUGAUGAGAGACUUAGGCUGUAUGAAGAGAGCAAAGCUGCCCAGGAGGUCAUGGGUCACAGUCGUGAGCUGGGUAAGUCACAAGAAACUGUGAAUAAUGCUGUUUUAGGUAAGGUAGUUUCUUAACUUGAGAAAAUUACUAAAUUAUUACAGACACCUAGUUUAGCGAGAGUUUUGAACAAAGGUAAAGAAAUAGUCACAGUUCGUCCUAAAGUGUCGCAGUCUGUGAGGGAGGUGGUUAGAGUGAAGGAAACUUGUAUGAAGGAAGCGUUAGGAUGUGAAAGUUCACCUCUAGGUUUUCAUUUAAGUAAAACAAUAAAAGAUAGAAUAUGGAAGGGGGAGUACAUUGCUAUCCUGUCACUAUCACCUACAGCAAAAUAAUUUACUAAACCGGAUAUAGAAAAAGGGGAUAAGGAGAGGAAAAGCAUUAUACCCAGGUCAUUUAACAAUUGGCUUCAAGCCUUUUGUAUCUAUUCUAGUGUGCUAGGUGAAAAAUAUCCAGAAUUGCAGUAGCUAUUUUGAAAGCAUACAGAAUUUUUUUGGGGGGUGUUUCUUGUUUUUUUAUGUCUAACAAUUCCGUCAAAUAUUAACAGUUCCUAGUAGCUUGAAGUGGGGAAUGAAAGAUAAAGGGUUAUGGCUGAGCAUAUUACCUCAGAGACGGCCAGUUUAUGCUAAGAGACAGGUUAGUACAGAUACCACACAGGAAAAAGGGGUUUUUGGGCAUAUAAUAAAUCUCAGUGUAAAUGGCCUACACCACGCUAUGGGACAAUCCUCUACAGAAAGGCCUCCACCGAAAAAGAUGAGACCUGAAUGGACACUAGCGGGUUCUCCAGCUAAGCUGAAUGCCAAAGCCGCUGAAUAA
Messenger RNA from Pelobates cultripes (western spadefoot toad), 1193 nucleotides. Lineage: Eukaryota; Metazoa; Chordata; Amphibia; Anura; Pelobatidae. The record is from the annotation of a GenBank genome assembly.